Mauremys mutica (yellowpond turtle) is the source of this 1814-nucleotide messenger RNA. It is a transcript of the gene UBTD1, whose product is annotated as ubiquitin domain containing 1. The coding region runs from base 81 to 764 and encodes 227 amino acids. Gene Ontology annotation, molecular function: protein binding. The transcript has 3 exons. The record is from RefSeq and is a predicted model, not a curated record. Lineage: Eukaryota; Metazoa; Chordata; Testudines; Geoemydidae.
UCCGGGCAGAGCCGGUCCGGGUGCGGCGGGCAGCGGCUGCAGGGCCCGGCCCGGGCCCCCCCCCGGCAGGAGCCUCCGCCAUGGGCAGCUGCGUGGGGCGGCCGCGCGGGGAGCGCCCGCCGGCCCCGGGCCACCCCCGCAAGCGAGCAGGUCACAAUGAGCCCCUGCGGAAGGAGCGGCCCAAAUGGAAGAGCGACUACCCCAUGACGGACGGGCAGCUGCGCAGCAAGCGGGACGAGUUCUGGGACACGGCACCUGCCUUCGAGGGCCGCAAGGAGAUCUGGGAUGCCCUGAAGGCGGCUGCCUACGCUGUGGAGGCCAACGACCACGGGCUGGCCCAGGCCAUCCUGGAUGGCGCCAGUAUCACCCUGCCCCACGGGUCCCUGACCGAGUGCUACGACGAGCUGGGGAACCGCUACCAGCUGCCCGUGUACUGCCUGGCGCCGCCUGCCAACCUCAUCCUGGAGCGGGGCGGCGACGAGAGCACGGAGCCCCCGGAGCCGGCGCCCAGCACCCGGCGUGAGUUCCCGCUCAAGGUGCGGCUCUCCACUGGCAAGGACCUGCGGCUGAGCGCCAGCAUGGCCGACACCGUGGGGCAGCUGAAGAAGCAGCUGCAGGCGCAGGAGGGCAUCGAGCCGGGCUGGCAGCGCUGGUUCUUCUCCGGCAAGCUGCUGACGGACCGCACGCGGCUGCACGAAGCCAAGAUCCAGAAGGACUUUGUCAUCCAGGUGAUUGUGAACCAGCCGCUGGUGCCCAGGAACUGAGCCGGGCCGGCUGACGGGCGCAGGGGCUGCUGGGCCCCAGGGAAACCCAGCAGGGCCCUCGGAGCCGGCGAACUGAGUCUCCAGCCCAGAGGCGACAGCCCGCACUCGCCCGCCGGGCACGGCUGGGCACACAGCCCCGGGCAGAGCCGCUCCCGCGGGGCCUCCGCUCGCCUCUGCUCUGCGUCGAUCCUCCCCCCCUUCGUGCCUGCUGCUGCCCCCCUCACUGGCAUCAGCACACGGCCGCCCCCUCAAAGCCCUGUCCCUGGAGGAGGUGUGUACCCAGCAGUCUCGGGAAGGGCUGCCGGGGUGGGCGGGGCUGCGGGGUGGGCGGGGCCUGUCUCACCCCGUCGGCACUUGGACACUUUCAUAAAAUGGUUUUGAGGUUUGAGACCAAAUCUCUUCCUGCAGGAGCCGCGUGCCCAGGGCGCCAGGACCCUGCAGUGCCCAGGGCGCCUGGCACCUCGGGCUGCCCUCCCAAGCCCGGCGCCUGGGGCAGGGCAGCCUGGACACUCGGCCCUGCCGCAUGUCGCCUGGCACCUCCCGUGCAGGCCAGGCGCUGGGCAGGCCGGGCGCUGGGUGGGGCCGGGCAGAGGACAGCUCUCCCGGUGUCUAUGGGUCUGCGUAUUUAUCAAUAAAGCCUUUUUAGCUUCUCCCGGCCCCGCUGCCUCCAGCGCCUGCUUUCACGUCGGCCAGGGCUGGGGCACAGGCACGGGCCGGCCAGGCUGCAUUGACACCUGGGACUGCUCCUUACAGCUGCCCCGUCCGUCCCAGCCCAGCCCUUGGCCCCUGCGGGACAGGGUAACGGCCUCACCCCUGCCCCCCCGCCCCUCAUAGCUCAGAGCCAGCCACCCCACUGCUUCUCCCGUGUCACCAAAGGGGGAAACUGAGGCACAGAGCCAGCGACUCCCCGGUCACUAGAGCAGAACUGAGAAUUGAACCCAGGUGUCCUGGUGCCCAACUGCUGCUGUAACCACUAGGCACCGCAGCCCGUCAUCCCCAGUGUGUGUCCCCCUCUCAAGCCCAACCCAUCCAGCCCUGACCCCCAGCCCA